This is a messenger RNA of Cephus cinctus (wheat stem sawfly), 6200 nucleotides long. It is a transcript of the gene Stat92E, whose product is annotated as signal transducer and activator of transcription 5B. The transcript is spliced from 9 exons. Gene Ontology annotation, biological process: cell surface receptor signaling pathway via JAK-STAT; regulation of cell population proliferation; regulation of transcription by RNA polymerase II. Gene Ontology annotation, molecular function: DNA-binding transcription factor activity, RNA polymerase II-specific; RNA polymerase II cis-regulatory region sequence-specific DNA binding. Lineage: Eukaryota; Metazoa; Arthropoda; Insecta; Hymenoptera; Cephidae. The record is from RefSeq and is a predicted model, not a curated record. The coding region runs from base 263 to 2755 and encodes 830 amino acids.
GAAUACUCUUGGAUUCCGGGAAGUGUGCUCGUCGGCCCGCGCCAGGAGAGAGAAUUGACCGAUCGACGAAAAGACGAGGAGUGUCUUCGAGCUACGACAAAUAACAGUUUAAGUGAAUCCUGGCAAGAAGCCUGGGAAGACGGAGUAUUAGUGCGCGUUGGUGUAUAGGCGCGUGAAUUUGGCGACGAGGAAGAGGGCCACACGCAUCCUGGGCCCGUCUUCGGAUCCAGCAGGGCCAGAAUCAUUAAAUUGAGGUAGAAAAAUGUCGCUGUGGGCAAAAGCACAGCAGCUGCCCCAGGAGGCACUGCAACAAGUGCGAUCCGUUUAUGGAGAGCACUUUCCUAUUGAAGUUCGUCAUUUUCUAUCAUCAUGGAUAGAAGACAAGAUGUGGACGGAUAUAGAACCAGACAAUCCACAGUAUGAACAGUACAUAGCAAAUUUAGUAGGCUCCCUUAUCCAGGAACUUGAGAAUAAAGCCAAUUCCUUAAAUACUGAAGACCUCUUCCUCACGAAGCUCAAGUUGAUGGAGGCUGCCAAGAUGUUUCGACAAAGAUAUAGCCAGAAUCCAGGAACACUCUUCAGGAUAAUUCGACAUUGUCUGGGGACAGAGAUGAAGCUCGUAGCGCAAGUUGAGAAUCUUGGUGGCGCUUUGAUGAGCAUGGCCGGUGGAAGAGUUGGCCUUAUGGUGGGCGACGCGGUUGCUGAAAUUGCACAGCAGGUUGAGGUCUUGCGACGUCGUACACAGGAAACUGGUGAGGAUUUGAGGAAGAUGGAACAGGAACAGGAAGCCUUUGCCAUAAGUUAUCAUGAAUGUACAAAACUAAAUGCGCACCUGCAACAUCUAGCAACACAGCCACAAAGUCAGCAGAGCAUAGACUUGGAGAAAAAGAUACGCCGACAAAAGGAACAGCAGGAACAGCUCCUUAAUCAUAAAGUAGCUAGCUUGAUGCAGCUGCGACUAAAUUUGGGAGAUAAACUUAAGGAUACCAUCGCGCGAUUAAACAGUUUGCAAUCACGUGUUCUCGAUGAUGAACUCAUCCGAUGGAAACGGGACCAGCAAUUGGCUGGAAAUGGAGCACCCUUCAACAGUAACCUGGAUUCCAUUCAAGAGUGGUGCGAAAGUUUAGCUGAAUUAAUUUGGCUAAAUAGACAACAAAUCAAGGAAGCUGAAAGACUCAAGCAGAAGCUGCCCCUUGAUCCACCAGGCGUUCAGGACAUCUUACCUACACUAAAUUCACAGAUCACUCAGCUUCUAAGUUCCUUAGUAACGAGCACCUUUAUCAUUGAAAAACAACCACCUCAAGUGAUGAAGACUAAUACGAGAUUCACGAGUACAGUGAGGUUGCUCGUUGGUGGUAAAUUAAAUGUUCAUAUGACGCCACCUCAGGUUAAGGUCAGCAUUAUCAGCGAAGCACAAGCCAAUGCAUUGUUAAAGAGUGACAAAAUGGCUAAAAGCGGAGAAGCUAGUGGUGAAAUUCUUAACAACACAGGAACAAUGGAGUAUCAUCAAGCCACCAGACAACUCUCAGUGAGCUUUAGAAAUAUGCAGUUAAAGAAAAUCAAACGUGCCGAGAAGAAAGGAACAGAAUCCGUGAUGGAUGAAAAAUUCUCACUUCUGUUCCAAUCACAGUUUAGUGUCGGGGGUGGUGAAUUGGUAUUUCAAGUAUGGACCUUGAGCUUACCAGUGGUGGUAAUUGUUCACGGAAACCAAGAACCACAUGCUUGGGCAACGGUAACCUGGGAUAACGCUUUCGCCGAGCCAGGAAGGGUACCUUUCGCAGUGCCUGAUAAAGUUCCCUGGGGUCAGGUCGCUGAGGCGUUGAAUGUCAAGUUCAGAUCAGCGACAGGGCGAUCCUUAACCGAGGACAAUCUUCGAUUCCUGGCAGAAAAGGCUUUUAGAGGUGGUAACACAGGUGGUCAAGAUUACACGGGACUACUGUUGAGUUGGGCUCAGUUUUGCAAGGAACCAUUACCCGAAAGGAAUUUUACCUUCUGGGAGUGGUUCUACGCAGUAAUGAAACUUACGAGGGAGCAUCUACGAGGUCCUUGGAUAGAUGGAUACAUCCUUGGUUUCGUGAGGAAGAAACAGGCGGAAGAAAUGCUUGCAUCAUGCACUUCAGGAACUUUCCUGAUGAGGUUCUCAGACUCGGAACUAGGUGGUGUUACGAUCGCAUGGGUUAGCGAUCAAUCCGAAGUGUUCAUGCUUCAACCAUUUACCAGUAAGGACUUUGCAAUUAGAAGUUUAGCCGACAGAGCCUCUGAUUUACAACACUUGCUUUACCUGUACCCUGAUUUGUCGAAAGAUCAGGCAUUCUCAAAAUACUACACACCCUUCACAGAGAGUCAACCAACCUCAAACAACGGUUACGUGAAGCCCCUGCUGGUUACGCAUGUACCAGGAUGGGGUGGUCCAGGAGUCGGCGGACAGACUCCGUCGCACUCGUCGGUUACAGGAGUUGGCGGUGGUGGUCAGGGCGGUCCUGCAGGAAGUUACCCCGCGACACCAUCCACCAUCUUCCAGGCACAUAGUCCUGACCCAUCCGUCACGCGAGAUACGCCAUCAGUGGCUUCCAGUGGUAGCUACGCUCCAGGUCUCGGCCAGUCUGGCGUCGGUCGUGGCACCUCCGAUAUGGAUUACGUUGAGCUGAUGGGCCACCCUGAGCUUCCCUCGAUCGACGACAAUCUCAACCUGGAUCAGCUGAACGGAUUCGGGUUCUCCGAGUUUAUGCAGUCCUACAACGCCAAGCCGCAAUAAUAGUGAGUUGGAUAUACUGAUGAUGAUGAUGAUGAUGAUGAUGAUGAUAAUGAUGAACGCAAGCAAACAAGCAACAACGUUACUACGAGGGAGCGUAAAUCAAUCUAAACCUCUUCCUGUAUCACCUCUUUUUUCUACUCGCACGUCUCCUCGGAGACGUUCUCACCAAUUGCUCCUUAAUUGCUAUAGUACUUAUCCAUAUCAAUCGGAAAUUGAGGACUAUGCUCUACACAAUGUUUUCUAGUAGCGCCUAGUAUUUUUAGUAAUUAUUAAUGCUAAUUGAUAUCGCAUAUUAUCAGUAUGACUGUAUUGUCGUAUGUUAUUUCACACGGUCGGCAUUGGAUAAUCCUGGUCCACUGUUACUGGACGCUCCCUUGGUAUUAUUAUUGUUGUUAUUAUUAUUAUUAUUGGUAUUGUUAUUGUCGGUGCGUUGUUAUUAUUGAUAAUCGGGAGCGCAGGAUUAUCAGUGAUUGGCCAAUCGCUUUUUCGUGAUGCCAUGAUGUUGAUUAUUGUGACGUGGAUGUAUGCUCACGUCAUGGCAAUCCGAUGCUUCCCUUUGGCCGAUGCUGUGACCUAUAUAAAGCGCGAGCGUCCUUCCAAAAACGUCUUCUAUGCGAAGAGACGUGUAAAAGCUUAUUUAUUCGUUCAUCGUGAACUUUUUAUUUUCUUCUCUCCCGUUUAGUCGUACUCGCGCACCUUCGCCUUAUCUCGCCCGUUGACACCGAUUUUAUUUUGAGUAGAACUUUUUUUUUUCUCGGUGUCUCCCUCUGGAGUCAUGCGAUGAACUGUGGGAUCGUCUUUUUUAUUUUCCUGGGAUCGCUGUCUGAUCUUUGUUUUUUUAAAUUCUACUCUUGGAGGACUGUUGGUAGAAUUAAGAAUCAUUUCUUCCAUGUGUUUGUCACCGCGUAGUUUUUUUUCUUUUAUUAUAUAUUUUUCUCUAUUCGAUUCGUAGCGGGCAAUCUAGCCGAUUUUUGGCGAUCUUCCUCGUCAUAGCCGCGGGCAUUGGGUGUAUGAGUGCUACUGUUUUAAAAAAUAUAUAUAUUAAUUAGUUAAGUAGGAUAACUAUCUAGGACUCGCUUACUUAGUUUUUGUCUUUCCUUAUUUUUCUUGUAAUCGUUCUUUAAUCAUAGCGUCUACAGCCGACAAAGCCUUCGCGCUACGAAGAGCAAAUUAUUCAAUGCGAGCAUGCGCGCGCAACGCCGGAAACCGCAUCUAGCCGCGUUAUUAAAAAGAUGGACCUCGUGCUAAGAGCGAUUCCCCGUGUAUCAGGAUCAAUGAAAUAUUGCCGUCGAUCGUAUGCUAGAACAAGAAUUUUUUAGAUAAUUUUGUAGAGGAAUGGAAAGUGGUUUCCCUAGAUUUUUAAAAAAAAAAGAGAAAGUUGAACUAAACGUAAAUAACCAUCAUAAGAAGAUGGCCAGUGUUAUACACGUUGCCAGAGCUCAAUUGUAAUGAUUAACGUGGGGAUAGAGACAGUGAGUGACAAUGAUAACAGAGUAAGGAGAAUUCCUGCAAUUCAUUUUUUCGACCCGGAACGACUGUUGUACAAAUUUUGUUCAAAAACUAAAUUGUAUGUAUCGCAUGCUCAAAAGAGUUUGAAUUAAGUGGGGGGUACCGUUUCAGUUCAUUAGAGUAACGGGAAUGAGCUUAAAUGGAUGGGAAUUUCUAGAAAUUUGGCUGCAGUACCGGCAAUUGUCAAUUUUUACUCCGUUUUUACUCCCUUUAGCAAGUAAAGAGAUGGUAUGUACUUUUUGACAUGCUGGUAAUUUACUCGCUGCUAAUGAAUAAUGCUAACGACUGCGAACGCAUUGCGAGACAAAAUUAUGUACAAAUGAACAUCGUCACGAUGCUAAUUGAAUUUAUCCUGUAAUCGAAUCAAUCGAUAGAUUAAUAACGGCGUCAGCUCCUUUGUAAUUCUUUGAGUAAUUUGACUUACCGAAUUUUAUAUUGUAAUGUGAAAAAAAAAUUCUUUAAAACUAUUUUAUCAUACGAAAGACUCGCUAUCACGUCUUUUCUGUUUUACCGGUAGAACGAGUGGUACAAGCACGAACUCUAUUAGUAAAGAAUAUGCGUCCAGUUAAAAUCAAGGCUGUUUUGUCCCUCGAGCAAGACUUGUCAUGUUUAUUCUUCUAUCGUACGUUAUACAUAAUAACUCCAUGGACGUUGAAAGUCUGUUAGCCGUUAUUAAUUGAGAUUAAAAGUCCACGAUAAGAAUUGCAACUGUAGAUAGGGAAACAAUUUCGCUCUACGAGCUCACGUUGUUGAGCUCACAGUCUUUUCGACUGUUCUAUAUACAAGUGCCUUACACAAUAAAUACGGAGCUCAACAUUGAUCCUCGCCGAAGGCUUUGUUAGAUGAAUAGCAAGAGCAGGAAGGAUGAAGAGAAAAAGAAAAGAGACAUCGAAAGAAUUUGUAAAAAAAAAAAGUGAUAGAAAAUGUGAAAGCGUAUGAGAGUGAGAAAUAUGUGAGAGCUUUCUAAGGAAAGGUCAGGUCAAGCGAGUGGUGGAAUGAAGAAGCAAAUAAUACGACGGAGUACAAAUCCGUAGAAUGUACAUUAUUAUGCUUCUUUGACACUUCAUUUUUAAAUGAUCCCACGUGGCAGCCUCAUUCUUCCACUUCCGGUAAUCGGGCAACGUAGGCCUCUGGUAGGCGUGAUGCGUGAUGAUUUUCAAUGUCAGUGAUAAAGGAUUAGGUUCGCUAGCGAGUUUUAGAGAUUAAGAAAUUCUAUAAUUAUUAUUGAAAACUGUCAUUGGAGGUAUUGGGAUUAACGGUGGAUGACGUUAUAUUAUGCUUCUUGGUUGUAUGUAUCUUUUUUUUUUUUUUUUUUUCAUUCAUUUAUCACCCGUACAGAUUCAAAUAGGUAAAUGGUUGUGUAAAAUGUUUAUUUAUAAUUUGUAAGUCUUUUUUUUACUGUCAAUAUGCUCUACUAUUAAUCGAACGGAUGAGUAUUUUUUUUUACUGUAACGAGGAUGAGGUUGCACGUGCAUUGACGGAGGAGAGAGAAUGAUUUACCAUUAAUUCGAAGUGCUUUUUAUUAUGUGGAAUGAUCAGAGAUAAGAAAUCAUUGAACGGAUAUGAAUGAUUAGACGCAUCGUUGUCCUUUUUAUAUGUAUCAUUAUAUGAUAUGCCGAGCGGUCGCCGCAGUCUGUCUCGACGUUGGCGUCGCGCGUUACAUGCAAUAUUGUCUAUUGAUCUUUUUAUCAAAGAUUAGAGUUUAUUUUAUUAUCGAGAGAGAAAGUGGAAACACGUUUUACCGUUUGUAUAAGAUAGAUUUCUUACUAUUCGAAUUAUAAUCUAUAUAAAUAAAUGAAUAUAUAUAUAUAUAUAUAUAAACACAAAUUAAAAACACACACACACACACACACCUAAUUUACAUACGAAAGAUAUAUUGUAAGUCACGCGCACUUGUUUGUACGCGCGAUUCAAUAAAUUUUAAGCCUAAUAUCUA